Messenger RNA from Periophthalmus magnuspinnatus, 1127 nucleotides. Its product is annotated as serine/threonine-protein kinase 33-like. NCBI's taxonomy places the organism in Eukaryota, Metazoa, Chordata, Actinopteri, Gobiiformes, Gobiidae. The transcript is spliced from 8 exons. Gene Ontology annotation, cellular component: cytoplasm; nucleus. The record is from RefSeq and is a predicted model, not a curated record. Bases 7 to 699 code for a protein of 230 amino acids. Gene Ontology annotation, molecular function: ATP binding; calcium/calmodulin-dependent protein kinase activity; calmodulin binding. Gene Ontology annotation, biological process: peptidyl-serine phosphorylation; intracellular signal transduction; protein autophosphorylation.
GAGGUGAUGAGCGGCCGAGGAUACAGUCACAGCUGUGACCUAUGGAGCAUCGGGGUCAUCAUGUACAUGCUGCUGUGUGGCUGUGCUCCAUUUGAGGCCAAAUCCAAAACCAAACGUCUGGACAAAAUGAGACAAGGAGUCAAGUUUCCUCAUCCAGUGUGGGACUUUGUGAGUGAUACAGCCAAAACAGUGAUGUCAUGUCUCCUGACCUCUGACCCCACCCACAGGAUGACGGCCUAUCAGCUGCUAGAGAACCCCUGGAUCACUAAAUCGAGACUCAUCAGACCAGGCAACAUUUUUCCAGUCUUCAACUGUCCAGUUUUGGGAGACUUCUCUCAGCCAGUGCGUCCUCCAAAUGUCCUGGAGCUCAUGAGUCUGUGGUGCCAAAAACACGCAGAUGGCAGUGUUUCUGCAGAGUCCAGUCCCAGAGCUAGCUUCCCGUCACACUACCCCUGCUCUAGCCAGAACAAACUGGACAAUGGUGUCUCCCAGAACCAAAUGAACGGGCACAAGUGUGAAGCUCCUCAGCUGACUGCUCCUCCUCCUCUUCUGCCUCUGCCCUCCUCACAGUCACCAGUAGAGGGCAGCAAACCCUCACAGCCAAAGCCCAAAAAGAAAAGAAACAAGGGCCCCAAUCCUGCGCCGGGCCACAUCCACGGGCCCAGUGUGAGCGAGAACAGUCGGAGCCGAAGGAAGUGACAAAAACAAAAGCACACAGACUUCCGAUGGAGCCAUGAUCCUGCAUACAACCAUAUCUGUGCUUUAGCUAUGCCAAAGUGUGCCAUUUGAACAGGACUACUCUGUAAAACUGUGGGUUCAAUCACACAUGCACAAUCACCACAUCAGGACUAAACUAAGACAAAUUACAUAAGACUAAAUGACGGACAUUAACCAAGACUAGAACACAACUAAACCAGGACAAGUGUGAAUGUGCCCUAUAUCUGUGCUUUAGCUGUGCCAAACUGUGCCAGACCAGGCUGUUUGAACCAGGACUCAACCCAAACCCUAUAUCUGUGCUCCUGUCUCCUGCCACGCUACAAGCCCAGAGCAAUGGGACAAUUCUCCAGAAACAAUGUGCAAUGAAUCAACAGGGGUCAGCCAGACUACAGUGUGAGGGCCAACAUGAA